AUGUCUGCCAUACUGUCAAAUCAAAGACUUGCAGUAGCCAAGACUGCAUUCACGCUGGAAAACGAGGCCUACGGUUCUUCGUCUUCAAGAGCAAAGGAUCAAGAGUCGCUACAGCAAGCAUCAGACUCGUCUGACGCAGCAACCAAAGACGGUGAUGACGAUGCUGAUGGUCAACCCGGGGAGAGGAUAGGCCCGUACCGAAGCUGCCAAUACGUAGCCAGCGGCGUCACAGCCGAGGUCUACCGGUACAAAGACCGUGCCCUCAAAGUCAUCACGGAGACCCACGGCGUUGAGCCUCACAAUCCCAUCCGGGAAGCCAAGAUCCUCGCCCAGCUGAAGAAACCAUGUAUCCCCCUCAUCGAGACCUUCCGCGACCACGAGGACCGCUUCACCCUCGUCUUCCCCUACAUGCCCCUGACCUUGUCCGCCCUCCUCGAGCGUGGUUCUCUCACCAAUGCACAAAUGCGGUCGAUUUUCAGAGACGUAUUCCAGGCUCUCGCGGAUAUCCACAGCAAGGGAAUCAUCCACCGCGACGUGAAGCCACAGGCUAUCCUCCUCGAGUCGCCAGACGGCCCGGCCUAUCUCUCUGACUUCGGCACCGCGUGGCACCCGGAUCUGUCCGCCGCCAACGAGCCCGCUGACGCCAAGAUCCUCGACAUCGGCACCGGGCCCUACCGCGCACCCGAGGUCCUGUUCGGGGACAAGUUGUACGGCCUGCCGGUGGAUAUGUGGGCCGCGGGCUGCAUGCUGGCGGAAUGCGUCCGGCGCCCGCCCAAGCCGCUGUUCGAGUCGCGCGCCGUUCAUGAGGAUGGGAACCAGUUGGGACUCAUACUGAGCAUCUUCAAGACCAUCGGCACGCCUACGAGGGAGACCUGGCCUGAGGCUGCCAGUUUCAGGACGCCUCCCUUUGAUAUCUACCGAGUGUUUGAGGGCAAGCCAUGGGAGGAGAUUCUUAGCGGUGUGGACGAGGGCUGGACGGACAUGAUCGCAGCGCUGGUGAGAUAUGACUCGAAGAGGAUGACGGCAGAACAGGCGUUGGAGUGUCCAGACUUGAAAGGAGAUACGGCAGCUCUGGAGGCUUUGCAAGAACACACGACGCGCCGCAUGAAGAGUUUGCUUCACAUGCACGAAGUAUUGGACAAGGAAAUUGCGAACAGGAAACUUGAAUCCCGUUUCAUGACUUCAAUUACCGUCGAGGGCGAUAGUAGACCAAUAGAGGUUCUCUUCAACACCCAUGACUUGGAGCCUCUCACCGCACUUCUCGGAGCCCAGGACACCACUUCGGAAGCGGUCGGCGGGCGUUCAGAGAGUGAUCGCCGCCAUAGCAUCGCAAAACUUUGUCUUGCUUGGAUUAGUGAGACCCGAGAGGCUGCGAGGCUGUCUCGCACCGACGGGACAACAAGACCGACGUCGGUCGAGCAGAGGACUCUGGACGAAGUGGACGUCAUAAUCGACAUUGAAGGUACAGAAACCGGCUCUAUCACGUUCCAAGAUGUCGAGGCCCUCGAAAAUGAGAUGGAAGAAUUUAUCUAG
Molecule: messenger RNA, 1533 nt
Organism: Diaporthe citri
Lineage: Eukaryota; Fungi; Ascomycota; Sordariomycetes; Diaporthales; Diaporthaceae
Exons: 5
Coding region: 1-1533 (510 amino acids)
Biological process (GO): protein phosphorylation
Cellular component (GO): nucleus; cytoplasm
Molecular function (GO): cyclin-dependent protein serine/threonine kinase activity; ATP binding
Source: RefSeq, a predicted model, not a curated record